GAGCGCAGGCUGCGCGAGCGGGCCCACGGUGCCCUCCAGAUGCAGAGGCUCUUCCGCGGCAGGCUGGGCAGGAGGCGCGCGGGCCGCCCGCGAGGAGGAGCUCGCCGAGCACGAAGCCGCCAGGCGCCUUCGGCGGCUGGCGCCGCGGGAACAGGCCGCGGUGUGCAUCCAGCGCCACCACCGUGGGCACUCCGCGCGGGGGCGGCUGCGCGCGGCGCGAGCCCGCGGGGACGCGGAGGCCGGGCGGCUGCGG
Prorocentrum cordatum is the source of this 253-nucleotide messenger RNA. The record is from the annotation of a GenBank genome assembly. NCBI's taxonomy places the organism in Eukaryota, Dinophyceae, Prorocentrales, Prorocentraceae.